Molecule: messenger RNA, 1120 nt
Organism: Gadus morhua (Atlantic cod)
Lineage: Eukaryota; Metazoa; Chordata; Actinopteri; Gadiformes; Gadidae
Gene: tmdd1
Product: transmembrane and death domain 1
Exons: 5
Coding region: 176-994 (272 amino acids)
Source: RefSeq, a predicted model, not a curated record
AUAAAAAAUACAUACUGAUAUAGAUGGACGCUAAAUGGAUGGCAUCAUGGAGUUGCUAUGGAAAAUUUAGAAUCAUGGUAAAUUGAAGUAAAAGGGUUCUAUUGUUUACAGUCAAGAUAACUCAAGCGUUUGAGGGUUUGAAGGUAAACGUUGAGUGAGCACUACUUCAGACAACAUGAAAGAUCAGAGGCUCUUGUUUUUCCUCUUUCUUCUCUUAAUUCCAUGCUACGGAGAAGAAACAGUGGCCGAGGACGUGGGGGUCCAUCAGAUAGAGCGCCUGGUGGAGCUGCUGACGUCCACAGAGUGCAGGGACCUCCUCACAGCCCUGUCCAGCCCAGAGGAGAACAUCUUCCAGCACCUGAGGCGCCUCCUUCCUGAGAACAACCGCCUGGACCCCAAGCCGCGAGCCAGGAGGGACGCCUCCGAUGCAGACGCCAGGGAGGCGGAGUGCAGGACAGCGCUGACACACUGGCUGCUGAGGAACGGGGAGCAGAUGUACUACGACAGGCUGUCCCGCGGCCUGCAGCACAUCGGCAGGUCAGACAUCGCCGCGGAGGUGGGGAAGAACAUCAACCAGGACAAAUCCCUGAGUCUCAAACGCUACGUUGAGGGCUACCACAAACACGCCAGCCGGUUAAAGACGCUGCCCGCCCGCUCAGAGAGAAGCCCGCAGACACGCCAAGACUCCAGAAAAACAGCCAGGAAGGUCCGGGACCUAACAUGGCGGGACCUGGACCUGGUUCUGGUGCGGGCCCCGGUCCUCCUGCGGGGGUGCCCGGGGGUCCUUGAUGGGGCGUGGCCGCUGCUCUACGGCCUGCUGCUGGGCGUGGGCGGAGCCCUCCUCCUCCUCCACAUGGCCGUCCGCAUCUCUGCGAGGGGCCGCCGGAGCGGCCCCCCACGAGGGAGCAGGGAGCAGGGGGACGGCGCGUCCGAGGGGCCCAUCGGGGCCCGGAGGACACAUGUGACCCAACAGAGGCCUACCCGGGAGUGUUGAGGGCCCCACUUUAACGAUUAAACCAAGAUAUUCCUGAAACCGGCCUGUCGCGUAAAUCAUGCUGCGUGUCAAGGCUCCCAUUGUCUCACCUCUUCAGUAAAACCAUCCGGUCAGUUCCAGUUUUCA